Enhydra lutris kenyoni (northern sea otter) is the source of this 1331-nucleotide messenger RNA. It is a transcript of the gene CLIC5, whose product is annotated as chloride intracellular channel 5. The record is from RefSeq and is a predicted model, not a curated record. The transcript is spliced from 6 exons. NCBI's taxonomy places the organism in Eukaryota, Metazoa, Chordata, Mammalia, Carnivora, Mustelidae. The coding region runs from base 1 to 1209 and encodes 402 amino acids.
AUGAACGACGAAGAAAAUAACACCGUCUAUGACACAGUCCAAAAGGAAGGGUUGUAUGAGCUUUCAGAGCAGCCAGAAGAGGAUGAAGUUCCUCUUUAUGAUAACAUCCACGGAGGCCUGCCAGAAAGCAAUGUCUAUGCCACUGAUCUGGAAACCCAUGAAUAUGACUCUGUUUAUGUGACUGGAGGUGAGGAGAAGGGCUUGACCUCUUCCCAGCCAGAAGCAGCUGGAUACCUCCUGCCUGAUGAGGAUCUUGCCCAGGAUCUUCACCCAAAGGAGCAGCAGGAAGACCAGGGCAUCUCAAUGGAAGAGUUACACUCACCCACCCAAGACCAGGAGCCUGGCCCGGAGACACCCCAGAAGGAUGGAGACAGGAAGACGGGACCCCAGCUUUCCCCCCAAAACUUCACCAUCCAGCAGAGCAGGACCUUAUUCACCAGCAAUUCUGCUGCUGAUGGCUUGGAAGCAAACAACCCAGCUUCCACACACCCUGAGAUCAGCCUGUUUUUGAAGGCUGGAAUUGAUGGGGAAAGCAUUGGCAACUGUCCCUUCUCUCAGCGUCUUUUUAUGAUCCUCUGGCUGAAAGGCGUUGUGUUCAAUGUCACCACUGUGGAUCUGAAAAGAAAGCCGGCCGACCUGCACAACCUUGCCCCUGGCACCCAUCCGCCCUUCCUGACCUUCAACGGGGAUGUGAAGACGGACGUCAAUAAGAUUGAAGAAUUCCUGGAGGAGACUUUGGCUCCUGAAAAGUACCCUAAACUGGCUGCGACACACCGGGAGUCCAACACGGCGGGCAUCGACAUCUUCUCUAAGUUCUCCGCCUACAUCAAAAACACAAAGCAGCAGAACAACGCCGCCCUUGAGAGAGGCCUGACCAAGGCGCUGAAGAAACUGGACGAUUACCUGAACAACCCUCUCCCAGAGGAGAUCGACGCCAACACUUGCGGAGACGAAGACAAGAGGUCCCGACGCAAAUUCCUAGAUGGAGACGAGCUGACCCUGGCCGACUGCAAUCUGUUGCCCAAACUCCAUGUGGUCAAGAUUGUGGCCAAGAAGUACCGAAACUAUGACUUCCCGGCCGAGAUGACGGGCCUGUGGCGGUACCUGAAGAACGCCUAUGCGCGGGAUGAGUUCACCAACACCUGCGCUGCUGACCAGGAGAUCGAGUCUGCCUAUGCCGACGUCGCCAAGCGCCUCAGCCGGUCCUGAGCUCGGCCGCCUCGCCCUGCCACUGGUAGCACAAGGACUCUGCUUCUCCCAAACCAACUCCAGCCUCACUGACUCCCCUUCCGCAUUGCCUCGGGAAACAUCGUUUGGUCGCCGGUCACCUC